Lactuca virosa is the source of this 816-nucleotide messenger RNA. Lineage: Eukaryota; Viridiplantae; Streptophyta; Magnoliopsida; Asterales; Asteraceae. The record is from the annotation of a GenBank genome assembly.
ACACAUCUUCAUAUAUAUACGUAUCUUCACUUCUUUUACCAUAUCUACAACAUUUCCACACUCCUUCUCUCAUCAAAUUACUCCUUCUCUCAUCAGGAAUACUCGUUCCCAUCUCUUAUUUCGAAAUUCAAUCAGCAAUGGAAACGAUGAAUAUUGCUUGCGAUCAGUUGAGAUCUGCCAACUCAAAAGAAUUACAUGUCCUAGCCGUUGAUGACAGCAACAUCGAUCGGAAAGUGAUCGAGAGGCUUCUCAAGGUCUCCUCGUUCAAAGUUACUGUUGUUGAUAGCGGAAGCAGAGCCUUACAGUAUCUAGGUUUAGAGGACGACAAAAAUUCUGCUCAAUUCGAUGAUUUGAAGGUAAACUUGAUCAUGACGGAUUAUUCCAUGCCUGGAAUGACAGGCUUUGAACUUCUUAAGAAAAUCAAGAAUUCUUCAACUCUGAGGGAGAUACCCGUAGUGAUCAUGUCAUCUGAGAACAUUUUAACACGCAUCGAUCGAUGUUUGGAAGAAGGGGCAGAAGAUUAUCUACUGAAACCAGUAAAACUAUCGGAUGUUAGGCGAUUGAAAGAUUCUAUAUUGAAAAGCGAAGGAGAUGAUGAAUUCAGACAGAUUGAAUCACAAAAGAGGAAAAGAAACGACGAUCGAUCACCCCAAAAACCGACACCGAAGCUUGCUAGACUGUAGUUUGUUGUCAGAUCCGAAUCCGAUGCCAUUUUUGACUAACAUCUGAAAUUGUACAUGUUAUAUAUAUACAAGUUAAUGAAUGUCCCACAUAUUUUUGACACCAUGAAAUUACAUGAGGGAUUUGUUUUGAUGA